AGGUUAAUUGGGAAUUGCCCCUAUGUAAAUAUAAAUAGGAACUGAAAACAGGAAUUUAGAAAGCUUUAUUAGAAACUGAAAUGUGUACAUGUACUCGCGCCCAAUGCAACCAAUCAUGGGAAUUUCCCAGGAGACUUCCUGUACUCUGUGGUGGUGGUGGUGGUUGUUGGGGUUUUUUUUUUAAAGGUAAAUAUUGCCUGUCUAGAGAUGAGACUCUCCUCCCACCUGAAACCCAAAAACACGAACAGGUAUUAGAAUAUGAACGAGGUGUUCUCGAGAGAGCCGUAUUCAAACGUACCAAAAAAAAUAAGAAGAUUUGACGUGGAUAAUUAACCGAGGAAAACAAGAAACAGAAAAUACAGUACACUAACUUCCUUGGCUCGAAACAGGAGAGGAUUUCACACAAUUUAUCAUGUAUCCAGAAUACAUUAUUAUUAACUACAGGAUAAGCUACUUCAAUAGUACCGAAGAGACUGAAGAGUUCAGUUAAGUCAGGUCAGGUGGAACUUCCAAUAACAUUUGAAGUGGAGGGAGAGUACCCCACAGGCAAACAUACCAACCGCAAAGAUCAUUACAAAAGAAAGUGAGAUGUAUCAGUUUCCCUGGAGGUGACGAUUUUGUUCUCACAACACACGGGACGGAGAUGGUGCUUUAUUCACAAAUAUUUUUUGCGAUAUUCCAAUUUUUCACUUAAGUUAAAUUCGCAACAUGGAUGGAAACAUAGCGUGUGUGGUUGAGAGCAGAUGGCGCUUUGCUCUGUGUGUGUUAGGUCGCCCCGUGAUGCGGUAUGAGCAAAAGCUUGAAAAGUUGUGGUUGCCUGUCUUCACAUGUCUCGGAGAAAGCACUUAUUAGCCUUCACCCUCCCUGGAUGCUAGCAGUCGUACUGUAUGAUCAGGGAGAGCUGGCCGGUUGGUGGAAAUUGGCAGGUGACCAAUCUGUGGGGAAAAAAAAAUUAUGAAAAUUCUAUGAAUAUAUAAAUUAGAUAGAGUCCCAACCAUACACACACCACCCCCUUCCUGGUAUUCUCGAAUAUUACAGCCUGCAUUUACAUAUCGAUCCUGAUAGGCUGUUCUAUUUUAUGACAAAACAACACUUGCUUGAUUGCAAGUCAGAUUUUCCAGUUAGAUUUUCAGAUCUCGCCGUUUCUUAGAUUUAUACGGGAAAGGUUAUUCAUUUCCUUAUUCAAAUAAAUUCUUUAUUUAUAUGACAUACUGUACAUUUUAUAGACGUUUGGGCUGACUUUAAUGGGAAGUACCUAAACACUGUUCUUUGGUCUGUUCUUUUCUUCAUGACACUGACAAAUAAUACAGUCAAAAAUAAAUAAAUGGAUAUGGUGAAUACACUUGAAGGUAUUAAGAGGUAUAUGCUUGGUAUAUAUUAGUUUUAAAUAGUUAUAAAGGAAAAGACAAAGUAGGGAGCAUUACGACUGGGUUAUAUAAGCAAAUUUGACACAAAUAUCAAUAAAUCCAACCAUCCAUCCAUUUUCUGUACCACAUCCUACACAGGGUCAGAUAAUUUAUUCACAGCACUGAUAAUUUAGGGAUGCCAAUCAGCCUACAAUGCAUGUCUUGAGUGCCAGACUGGGGCAGGUAACCCCCAAAGCACGGGGAGAACAUGUAAUCUCAGUGCAAACAGGGCAGAGUUUAAACUAAACCCCCAACAUUGCAGGUGUGUGGCAAACAUGCUAGCUACUACAACCACAACCUCACUGUACAGCUCGGUUCACUCACACUCAUGCCAACCAGGACGGCCAGGAACCUUGGGGUGAUUCUUGAUGACGGCUUGACCUUUACAGACCAUAUCUCAGCAACUGCAAGGUCCUGUAGAUUCAUCCUUUACAACAUCAGGAAAAUCCAACCCUACAUCACCAAACAGGCUACACAGAUACUAGUCCAGGCUCUUGUUAUCUCUAAACUGGACUACUGCAACUCACUGCUUUCAGGCCUCCCAACCAGCUUCAUCAAACCCCUUGAGAUGAUUCAGAAUGCUGCAGCACGCCUCGUCUUCAACCAGUCCAAGAGAACCCAUGUCACACCCCUCUUCAUCUCCCUCCACCGCAAGUUCAAGGCCUUGAUGCUCACCUACAAGACCUUGUCAGGAACAGCACCCUCCUACCUCAACUCUCUCCUGAAGGCCUACGUUCCCUCUCGCAAUCUGCGAUCGAUUAGCGACCGACGUUUAGCAGUUCCAACUCAGCGUGGCGCAAGGUCCCUUUCCAGAACCUUCACACUAACUGUUCCUCAGUGCUGGAAUGCACUUCCAAUGCACUUCCAAUGUCACCUUAGCACUAGCAUUUUUUUUUUUUUACAUUUAUUAGCAAUCUAACUAUAUCCAUGUAUUUUAUAGGUGUACAAUUACUGACGUUAGAGCAUACACUUCCCCUUUACCCAUCCUUUAGUAGAAAUGGACCUCAGUAGGGUUUAAUUAGACCAUUCUCAACACAGAAGAUAUUGUAUGGUAACAUCAAAAACUGAAAACUGAAUGUAAUUAGAAUGUAGUUCUCAGGAAAGUACAUGUUUGACUGGUUUCCACAGCCUGAUGCCAAUACAGUGAGAAAUGCUGAGCAAUGAUGCCUGGUUUCAAACAGUUCAGGUUACAGACAGGGCAAGGAGGUAAAGGGCACACUGAGAAGAGAGACCUGAGAGACAUAAACAGACAUUUCUCCUCUGCAAUAAUGCAUUUCCCAGCAUGACUCAGACAUCAUACAGAUAUAUAUAUAUAUACAGUGUGUGUAUAUGUGUGUAUGUGUGUGUAUAUAUAUAUAUAUAUAUAUAUAUAUAUGUAUAUAUAGUUUUGAAGUGGACAAGGAUAGAGACGUGACAAGAAGUCACAGCUUGAUGCUUCUCAAAGCGUUGCUUCUUCGAACAUCCUCUGGAAUCUAUUUAUGAAUAUGAAUGCAGACAGGAAGUCGCACAUAAAGUCUCAUAAAGGUUGAGGUAAGUGCUGUGAACUGGCUUGCUCCAGCCAUUUGUCUUCAAAGCCCUGUGAGAAGAUGAAUUGCACAAAUUGUUACUCCCCCAAUAACGAAACCAAAGCAUGUCCAGUGAAGUCCCAGCCUAUUUUCAUCUCUGUGCUGAUUAGCCUGUUCCUCUUGCUUGGGUUUUUCCUGAACAUCUUCAGCAUGUGGGUCUUCAAGUACCGCACUCCUGAGUGGAAGUCUGGAACGGUUCUCCAGUUCCAUCUAGCUAUCAGCGAUCUCACUUUUUGUCCUCUAGCACCAUUCUUAGCGGUUUACUUUGCCAUGGGAGACUGGCCUUUCGGAAGAGACAUGUGUCGGUUAAAGAUUGUCCUGAUGAUCGUCCACUUUUAUGGUAAUAUUUUCUUUCUUACUCUCAUAAGCAUCCACCGUUACAUAUCCGUGGUCUACCACAGUCAGGAAUCCCGCAUGAAACAGAAGGACUUUGUAAAGAAGCUUUGCAUAGGAGUUUGGGCUGUCGUGCUCAUUAAAGGAGUGGUGUGUAGUCUGCUUCUGGACGUAAGCACAGUGGAGAAACACACGCUGUGUCUCAGUAUCCACCAGGAACAAUACAUGAAGGUGUAUUUUUUUGCUAACUUCAUUCUACUCUUACCCGGAUUCCUGAUCCCGUUCACGAUAUCGCUGGUUUGCUACAGCCGCUUGGCAAGAUCCAUGUCUGGCAUCAAUAUCUGCCAUCAGAAAGGCAAGCUCAUGAAGAGUAAGUCAUGCAAAAUGGUGGCUGUUUGUCUGCUGAUUUUCGGACUGUGUUUCACGCCCAUUAAUGUGAUUCGUACCGUAGUCGUGGUGGUCAAGAAAUUCUACCCCGAAAACUGCCGUCUACUUUUGCACGUGGAAACAUCGUACUACGUCUCCUGGAUCCUGUCUUCAGCCAACUGCUGUCUUGAUCCACUGAUCUAUUGCUUUGCCUCGCAGAAAUUUAUGGGAGCCUUCCGCAGCUCGCUGAGGAAAAUAGGAGUCAGGUUCCAAACAAUUCGGGAGGAUAUGGAGAAUGAGAGCGCUGUGAGCACACACGUCGUCCCCACUCCUAGGACCAUUUAGAAAAAGUGACCAUCUUGUAAUUAAGCAUGCUGGAUGGAACACUCUCAAAAAAGGGGACUUGUCACUCAUUGGUACUGCCUUAGUAGCUUUGGUACACAUCUUUCACCUGUGAGUGUACCUUUAAGGCUUAGGGUACAACCAUGGGGCAUCAUUUCUAAAAUGUUCAUAAAAUCAAAUUUGGACUUCAAUUUUAUGGAUUUGUUCUUAUAUUUUUUGUGCCCAUGCAGCAGUAUACUAGUGCAAUCUCACUUCUCAGGGACUUUCAGACUAACCAGUGUUACAGAAGCAAGAGUGACUGAAUAAAUAUAUGAAAGUCCCAAUUUAAACAAUAGAUAGACAGAAACAAAGAUAGACGGAUGGAAAGACAAGGAAAGAUUGACAGACAGGUUGAAAGGAAGGAAGGAAGGAGGGAAUGUAGGUAGGUGGGUGGUUGGGUAGGUAGGUAGGUAGGUGGGUGGUUGGUUAGGUAGGUAGGUAGGUAGGGGUUGGUUGGAAAAUAUAAGAGCAGGUACUCAUUUGUCACAUCCCUUUUGUUAUAUUUUGUUAUAUUAUAUUUUCAUAAUUACUGUAUUGUUUAAUUGUGGUAUUUUGUAUAUUUUAAUUUGAUAUAUUUACAUUUGAUGUAUUGUGUAUUAUGUAUAGAAAAAUCCAUUAUGUAUUUGAUGUAUUUCUGCCAUAUUCUCAUUUGUAUGUCGCUUUGGAUACAAGCAUCUGCUAAAUGAAUAAAUGUAAAUGCAAAUGUAUUCUUCUAAUGGGGCACUUAAGGCCUUCCUGCUCCCACUGUGGGUUAAACAUAGCUUGGCAUUUUGCAACAAAAUCCAUUAAUCAGCAUUUUAGUAUUUUAAUGCGAUUGAAAUGUAACUAUUUAUGUCCUCACUGCAUUCAAGAGCUCAUUAUAUUGCUCAUAGUGUUGCUAUAGCGAAUGCUUUUGUUUAAAAAUACUUCCUUAAAGAUUUUGAUAAAUUGGAAUGAAACUGCAUAACCAAUAAAGGAAGUUUUGUUUAUGUA
Ictalurus punctatus (channel catfish) is the source of this 5023-nucleotide messenger RNA. Its product is annotated as lysophosphatidic acid receptor 6. NCBI's taxonomy places the organism in Eukaryota, Metazoa, Chordata, Actinopteri, Siluriformes, Ictaluridae. Gene Ontology annotation, molecular function: G protein-coupled receptor activity. The record is from RefSeq and is a predicted model, not a curated record. Gene Ontology annotation, biological process: G protein-coupled receptor signaling pathway. Gene Ontology annotation, cellular component: plasma membrane. The transcript is spliced from 2 exons. Bases 2993 to 4015 code for a protein of 340 amino acids.